Molecule: messenger RNA, 1128 nt
Organism: Sorghum bicolor (sorghum)
Lineage: Eukaryota; Viridiplantae; Streptophyta; Magnoliopsida; Poales; Poaceae
Exons: 2
Coding region: 198-938 (246 amino acids)
Source: RefSeq, a predicted model, not a curated record
GCAGCAAGUGUCCCUGUCCCUGUUCCCAGUCCCCACUUCCCACCGGUGGUUUCCCUCCAGAAAAAAAGAAAGUAUCCUUCCACACCAUCACUAGUUUUGAUUCCUAGAAGCAUCCAUUCUUGACCACUCUAGGUAUCAUCGCUGCAAGCAUCCUACUAUAUAGACCCCUGAUCCAAACUCAACUCACUCACUCGCCCAUGAGCAGAGGUGCCUCCAUGGAUACAAUCAGCCUUGACGACUGGGAGCUCCUCCUGCCUGAUCACAAGAGCUCCUUCCUCGUGGACGUGGAGUGCAGCAAUGGCAGCCAUGGCGUUGUCGUCGGCGGUAAGGACCAGCUCUUGCUCGGAGCCGAGCUGGUCGUGAUCGACAUGGACCACUUCGGCUCCACGUCAUCUCACCCUCCUCCCUAUGACUACUGCAUCCUAGAUGAGGAAGCCAAUGAGAAGCUACCAUCAGAAGAUGCCUAUGGUCAUGAUCCGAUCGCCAUUGAUGUCUACGAAGCAGAAGAGCAAGAGGAGACGACGAUCAAGUCCGUCAAAGAGGCCGAUCAGGACGACGACGUGCUGGUUGAAGCUGCUGUACCUGAUGGCGUCAGUCAGCGUGCUCGGGAGGAGGAAGAGGAAGAAGGCGUCAGCAAGACUGGCUUCAGCGUGGGGAGCCUGAGAGUGAACGGUGUCGGCGCGCUCUGCUCGUUCGGGGUCGCAGCCGCCACGUUCUGCAUCUUGCUUCUUGGUGGUGGUGGUGGCAAGCAGCAGCAGCAACUGCACAAGAGGCAGGGUCACAAGAUCCAGCUCCAGCAGAUGUAUGCUGGCGAUGAGAGGAUUCAGCAGGUUGUGCAGCAGGCAUCCAGGCUGAACCAGACCAUGUCGUCGGUGAUGGGAGGCGCAUCAUCUGCACGGGCAAGCAUAUCAUUCGGCGGGUACUACCAAGGGUUUUGAUCUGCCAAAGCUUCUAAUUUCACGCAUUAUUAGAUAGAUUUAGUAUUUUUUGUAGAUUGUUUAUAUUGGCCAGGGCCCAUCUCCAAGUGACCCUAAGGUGUAUAUAUAGUACCAUUCUAUGCUCUCUAGCAUCAUGUACAAUAAGAAUGUCAUAUGAAUUCGAAUGAAUAUAUAAAACAGAUAUAUAUCA